Molecule: messenger RNA, 540 nt
Organism: Arctia plantaginis
Lineage: Eukaryota; Metazoa; Arthropoda; Insecta; Lepidoptera; Erebidae
Source: the annotation of a GenBank genome assembly
AUGGACCAAUAUAAGAUACCAGUACAAAAAUGUUUAAAAAGUCAAAAAUCUAGCACUGGUCAAGCUGCGAAAAAAAUAAAACUGUACAAGUUUUAUGAACAACUUCAAUUUCUUAAGAGCAUUGACGAAGAUAGAGAUAAGAUAGAAAGUUUUGCAGAACGCAGCGAAAUAAUGCCUUCUUUACCAUCUGACAUAACACAAUCCAUGAGCAACGAUUCAGACAUUAAUCAGGAGUCAAAUUCGCAGUCCCACAAGGACGUUGUAGCUACUCCAUCUCUUACGUCAUUUGCAAUAUCACCAGUUGCAUCUUCAUCUUCUGCUACAAAUGAGCAAGGUGAGCCUCCAUCCGACCUGUCAAUACAAGAGCCUCAGAGGAAUCCGCGUCUGAAAAAAAAGAAGAUGUCUGCCUCUGUUCCUGAAUCCGCUUCAGCUACUCUAAUGAAAUAUGUACUCAUGAAUAGAAACAAAAAUACUGAACAUACUGAAAAGAGGAACAAGAUCCUAUCGAUGCAUUUUUACAGGGACUUGCACCUACUUUAA